AUGCCUCAACGCCCUGCGCUCAUCAACAUGACAAAACCCCGGGGGGGUCCCGGGUUCUUGGAACCACCUUACUUGCCGUCCGCAGGAGCACGCCGCGACCAUCACCUUGACUUCAGCUCAACGCAGCCACUAACUCGCAAUGCGCAGCAGACGCAUUAUAAAAAUAUUAUAGCGCGCCACUCACCAGGCCAGCGCUGGCACUGCGCCAGUAACCCGCAGCCGGAGGUAGGAGCCCGGCCUCAGAGUUCUGCCUACGACCAGCUUGCCCGGGGAGCCGUGCCAAUGGAUAAAGUUUUGACGCAUGACCCCGGAUCGUGUUAUUUGCCAGCGCCCCCAAUCACCGUGGAUCCGCCGGGCAAGUACUCGGAGCAGGCGGACGUGCCGAAUUCAUUCAAUAAAAAUGGAAACGCUGGUGGAAGAAAAAAAAAGAACUAUCAGCGCUAUCCCAAACCACCGUACUCGUACCUCGCCAUGAUCGCCAUGGUCAUCCAAAACUCCCCUGAGAAGAAGCUCACACUAUCAGAGAUCCUGAAGGAGAUUAGCACUCUCUUCCCCUUCUUCAAAGGCAACUAUAAAGGGUGGAGAGAUUCAGUGAGACACAACCUGUCCUCAUAUGACUGUUUUGUUAAGGUGCUGAAGGAUCCUGGGAAGCCUCAAGGUAAAGGGAACUUCUGGGCAGUGGAAGUCAGCAGGGUUCCUCUGGAGUUACUGAAGAGACAGAACACGGCUGUGUCCCGUCAGGACGAGACCAUAUUUGCCCAGGAUCUUGCACCUUACAUCCUUCAAGGACACUCUCCUGCUCACAAGCCUGAUCUGCCCCCCCCAAAACCUCCCCUGCCCAGUGCACCCACCAGACAGGCCUCUCCUCCUCUGGAGGACCCAUACCGCCCCAAACUGGAUUCGUCUUUUGCUAUUGAUUCACUCCUCCACAGUUUUAGGCCAGCCAGCACUGUAGGGGAGGGGCUUAGGGUAAAAGACAGCUGGGGGGUGGAGCCUCCUCAUAACCAUCUUGUGUCUUCACUACACCCUCGCCACCCUUCUUCUAAUCACAGUGCAUCAGCCAGUUCUGCUAGCCCCGCCUCUUCCUCAUCAGAUGAAGAGUGGAGAGGACUUACACGGCCCAGCAAGCGGGGGAGUGACGGAGAGCUGGGCCCAGACGGAUACGGUGACUCCUGCCCACCACCAAACAAGACUGUCAAACGUGGCUCUGCCCCUCCAUGGGAGUUGCCCACCUCUUACGCGAAGUACACUCCACCCAAUGCAGUUGCUCCUCCCAGUAUGCGCUUCAACGGGAGUCCCUUCGUGCCACUUGGGGGUAUUCCAUUCUACAGCUACAGUGGCCCUCAUGCCACACCCAGUCACUUUAGUAGUCACGGCUAUUGGCCCAUCGUACCAAGCAGGCAUGCCCCUCCUCUCUUUAUGGACUUGGACAGAAUGUUUCAGUCGGUUCCACCCAAUAAGAGUGUGUUUGAUGUCCUUGGUGCUGUGAAUCAGACUGUACACUCAACCACAGAUCAGUAUUCCAUACCGCACGGCCCUUCAUUCAGCAAGUAUUCUUAAUGCAGCUUCAUUCAAUGGUGUUUUUAUUCUUCAUAUCCCAGGACUGGUCAUAUGAAAGCGACGUUUACAUUUUACCAGGACACUGUACAUUUCAGCAUUCCAGAUGUAGAGCAAUAACACCAGGGCUUUGAACAUUCCAAAAACACAUUCCUAAGGAAUUCUAUCCAAUUCCAAACAACGUUUCAGGUCUACCUCAGUCCUACAGGGAUGAUGUCAGGCAACAGUGAACAAACACUUUGCACUGACGGUGUGCACUCGUAUGCUUUUCUCUUAGAGAAACCUUUUAAAUGUUUACUACCUUGAUGUCUGAAUGUCACUGUAACUUUGAAAAUUAUUCUUGUUUCUUUAAUAUCUUAAGCUCAGGUUUUAAAUGUCGAAUGGAAGGUGUUGUAUAAACAGGAUGGUACAUCGUUUCAGUAGUGCACGUCACUUGUGCAGAGUGCAUUUAUGAGGGUGUUUUACAUUUGAUUGAGUUUUGCUUUUUGAUGUCAAACAUUUUAUCAGGGUAAAUGUUUAUGAAUUCCAACUUCCUACCUCAUUGUUUUUCUCUUAUCUUUUUAUAUAGAUUUUUAUCAGAGUUUGGUUUUUAAUACCUAGAUGAUGGAUGCAUGUGUUUACAUGGCAUUUAUGAAAGAAGGACAUUAAAGGAUGGUGCUGUAAAUGAACUCUAGAGCUUAACAGGGUGGUGCAGGGGUUGGAUCAGAGCUGUUAUCUGAUUAGACUAAUGCAUUAAUAGUUUCUAAUCAAAACUGUGGCAUCAUUGAGACUGGAGUCUUCAUUAGAUGGGGUUGCUCUGAGUUGCUGAGUAGCUGCUAUGGGUUUUUUUUUCUGUAAAAAAACAAAACAAAAAAACACACACACCCUUUCACACCCCUGUCCUGACCCCCUACCCCCUUUGGAACUUUCCAGCCUCAUUGCAUCUGCAUGUGCAAGUGGGGCUCCAAACCUAGGAGUGGGGGUGAUGGUCUGUCUUUGGUCUGCAAUCUCCUGAGCUAUUCAAAGCAAUGUGGUGAAACUUAUCUCACAGUAGACUGGACUAUCUGUGCAGAUAGUUACUUUUUUUUUUUUUUGGCCCCUUGAAGAGAAACCAGCAGAGUUUAGCUUCCAUUGCUUAUAUAGUGUCUACAGCAUUUUAACACUGUCCUUCUAUACUAAGAACAAUAUGUUGAUUUUAAAUGUUUUUAAACAUUUUCAGGUUGAACAAUCUUUUAUGUUCACAUAAAUGUGACU
Messenger RNA from Electrophorus electricus (electric eel), 2790 nucleotides. It is a transcript of the gene foxh1, whose product is annotated as forkhead box H1. The record is from RefSeq and is a predicted model, not a curated record. Gene Ontology annotation, molecular function: transcription cis-regulatory region binding; DNA-binding transcription activator activity, RNA polymerase II-specific. Lineage: Eukaryota; Metazoa; Chordata; Actinopteri; Gymnotiformes; Gymnotidae. Gene Ontology annotation, cellular component: activin responsive factor complex. Gene Ontology annotation, biological process: transforming growth factor beta receptor signaling pathway; positive regulation of transcription by RNA polymerase II.